Molecule: messenger RNA, 3653 nt
Organism: Drosophila mojavensis
Lineage: Eukaryota; Metazoa; Arthropoda; Insecta; Diptera; Drosophilidae
Product: adenylate kinase isoenzyme 5
Exons: 9
Coding region: 1192-3171 (659 amino acids)
Biological process (GO): UDP biosynthetic process; CDP biosynthetic process
Cellular component (GO): nucleus; cytoplasm
Molecular function (GO): UMP kinase activity; ATP binding
Source: RefSeq, a predicted model, not a curated record
AUGUUAAACAUCAGCUCAAAGUUUCUACAUUUUACAGCACUUAACAAUAUCUUUAAGCAGUCUUGUAAAGUACACUACUUUUACAAGAGAAUAUUAAAGGCAAUAAAUUGCAAUAAUUAUCUCAUACUACAAGUAUAAAAGUUUCACAACAAUGUGCAAAAGUUGUAUGGAACAUUCUAGUUCUAUUCGUGUGAUCUGAGGUGUCGUGAAUCGUUGAGCACCUGCAAGUCUGAGGAUUUAUUUACACCGAAUAAGACAACAACAAUCAAGGAUGUCGGCCGGAUGGCAGCAACGCAACAAUAUGACACCAUAAACAAAAGAGCAAAGAGAAGGAGCGAAAGAGAGAGAGAGAGAGAGAGACAGAAAGAGAUAGAGCAAGUGCUUGAAAGAUUAGUGAGAACGAACGCAGGCUGGGCAGGAUAUUGUUUGGAUUGCAUAAACAAACGGUAUGGGCACACACGUUGUUUGGCUUUCGAACAACAACUUUCCAGGGCUGUGCAGCCGGUUCGUAUCUGCCCACACACACAUACACACCAGUUAACUUUUGUGAAUCAUGUGGACGACUGGAAUUCAUAAAGUAUUCAUUAAUUGGAAACGCGCGCGCCCUGCCUUUUGCUGACCAAUUGCCGAGGAUUGCGGUUGGUAAAAACCGAGGCAAUUCUCAUAUUUCAAAUUCAGUCUUGUUUCGGACGUUCGGGCAGCAGAACCUGCAUAAGUUACCAACCGACCAACCAACCACCGUUCCGUAGUACCGCAAUUCCACCUAACACCAAAAUCAAAGAGACACACACGCUUUAUAAAUUGCAGGGGCUAUGGUAACGGGGCCACCAAAAACCCAGCUAGAACCGGCAAUAUGUAGCGAAAAACAAAUAAAUAAUUUUCACUGUGCGUGUUGCCAACGAUAAACGCUAACGUGUCGCCCAGAGAUACCAAAAAGUGGAAGCCCGUACACAACAACUAAUAGCAAUAAAUAUAUUAUACAAAUCACAGAAGAAAAAGAAAAACCAACAACAAAUAUUAGAAAAUAGAAAAACAAAUCACUUUAAAAAAAAUCGUAUUCGACAAGUGCAAAAUCCCGCCAACUACUUGAACGAACUCUCCUCUCUACAUAUGCGUUAAUUACGUAGCAGGAGUGGCGAAACGGGCAAAAAGCAUUGCGCAAAUUCCGCUAUACUGGCCACCGAAUGGAUAAUGGGUAUUUGUUUAGACACAGAUGCCAGCGCGGCACAAGAUACCGGCGAACCAGGCAACGAUUGGAAUCAUACACGGAAUCAGAAUGGACCAAAUGCACCGCCUGGCAGCGUAUUAGCCAUGAACGGCGAUUCGGGCAACAUCGGCGCCGUCGACAUGCAGAAUGCUGGCAAAAUCAAAUUCGAUCCACCCAAGGUGCCAGUGAUCUUCGUUUUGGGCGGCCCAGGUAGUGGAAAGGUAACCCAUUGCGAUACAUUCAUGCAGGAGCGACGCGGCGUUACGCACAUCAAUAUGAUGGAUCUGCUGCAGCAAUACGCAAUGGGAAACGAUAUGCAAGACUUUUCGCAACUAUCGUCGAAAACAGUCACCGAGGUGUUGAUGUUGGAAAUGAAAAUGGCUCCAGCUGCCAAAGCAUACCUAAUAUCAGGAUAUCCGCGCUCCAUGCGCGACGUUGUCGAGUAUUCGGAGAAGAUACAAGUCGUUAAUGGAGUUAUCUUAAUAUCCUGGCGUCAGUCGGUGCUACAGAAACAAAUCGAUUAUGGUGCUAAAUUAGGUCAUGUUGUACUCUCCUUAGCCAAAAUGGAAUUGGAAAAUUUCUUCAAAAAUGUGAUGCCAGUCGCUGAUUAUUUUGAUCAAAGCGAUAUGCUAUUGGCCGUAAAUGGCGAGCGUGCACCCACUGAGGUGUACAAAGACUUUCGCACCGCUGUGCUAGACAUAUUGAGUGCACUCGAAAAUCAAGAGGCCAUACUGAACGGAGUUACAGGUAUGGGCAGAGGGAUACAUGAUAUACCCGGCAGUAUAGUUAGCGUAGACACCGCACCUAGUCAAGCCCAAGCGCCUCACAUUACAGACCAAGCCGUCGCAGCGACGGCGACUGCGACUGCGACUGCAACUGAGCCGGGUGAACGAAAUGUCACAAAUGCUGUGAUCUCUCACAUAGCCGCCAAUGCAGCCACAGCCGCAGCGACACUCCGUACAGCAGGCGGCGGCGGCGUUGGCACCAGUGCGGACGAUGACAGCGGCGUAGUGGUUACACAGCAGCCGAAGCUGAAUCAUGCCGGCACCAGCAUCGAUGCCAACGCAUCCGAAACGGAUCGCCCAAUACCGCCCAUCAUUUGGGUCAUCGGCGGUCCUGGCAGCAAUAAGGCAACGUUAUGCCUGAAGGCCGUUGCCCUCAAUCCCGGCUGGGCGCACAUCAGCGUUGGGCGUUUGCUGCGCAAUAUCACGGACUCUGCGCCACGUGCCAACACCGAAAGCUAUGCCGUCAAAGAGGCCCUAGCUGCUGGCGAAAUGGCGCCGGAAAAGUCGCUGAAUCAAUUGCUGGAUAACAAUAUACGUCAACUGCGCGAUAAGACCGGCAUUAUCAUCGACGGUUAUCCACGAAACCUGCAGCAGGUCAAAUACUUUGAAAAUAAGUACAAACAACAUCCACCCACCAUACUAUUGGACUGCUCGAAAUUGCAGCUAGGUCGCGGACGCAUAGAUGAUACAGUCUCUUCGUUUCGACGUCGUCUGGAGAUAUUCCGUGAGCAGACGCUGCCUAUGCUGAAGACCAUGGACAGCAGCAAUCGGCUGCAGAUAGUCGAUGGCGACACGGACAGUCCGUCGGUGCAGCGGGAAUUCGAGCGGCUCAUACGCAAUCACAUACAGCAGUUGUCCAACAAGCUGGAGGGCGAAGAUGCCAGCGAAUCGUUGGGCAAUCAUGUGAUGCGAAACGAGCAAACGGAUGCCAUACUGCACGACCUGGAGACGAAUGUGCCCGGCGCUGUGCCCACAAUCAGCCAUCAUGUGAGCAUGAUGAAUGGCCAUAUCAAGAGUCGCGGCAGCGCCCAGCUGAACGCUAAGCGGCCCAACCAAAUGAUGAACGGUCAUGUGGCCGGACGACCUGGCACUGGACCUGUCGCUCCGCUCGCCCAGCCCGUCGAUUUUCGGCAUAUGCUCGAGGAGGCCGAACGCUAUCCGGUCGACUCGUACAUGUAGAGACUAUAACAUAAACACAUAUCGAUCGAUGACAAAGUUUUCUAGUUUUUAUAAACGAAAUUCUCGUAUAGCCUAAAAGCGUCUAAAUAGUUGUUAAAGUUGUUUUGUUGGUAAUUUGAUUAUGAAUUUUAUAGCAUUGCGUCACUUAGCUGACCAUUUUUUGAUAAACUACAUAAGUAAUGGCUAAAAAGCAAAAACAAAAAAAAAAAAAAAAAAGGUCGAAAGAAAAUACAAUUGUGGGCCAAUUGAUUUUAAUUGAAUUCAAAUUUAGACAAUUAAGUUUAGUAGAUAAGCACAGUGAUGUCACACGAAAAUAGCUUUUAAAAAAAUUGCCUUCAUUGAAGGCCUCAAUACAAUUGAAGGUAGCCUUACAUACAUAGAUAUAUAGCAAAACUAAGCAUAAAGUGAAUGCAAAAAACAAAAACGAAAUCUAAUUUAGUGAAUCAGUUUAAAAGAACACGAAUAAAAUGCAGAAAAACCUA